GAACUCAGCUCAUCCGAAAAUUCCAAGCAGCGCAAGAUAUAAACCUCACAAGAAGCUCACUAUCUCUUCCCUCUCCGUUAAAAACGUACUUUACAUCGCCUGGAGAUGUUGACCAUUUUUUGAAUGGCUUGGCUACAGAUUAAAUAUGGAGAGUUUAUACAGCUAUGCAGGCUCAAGGAAAUUGUUUCCAUUUUCAUCCUUCCCAUAUGCACAAAGUACUUCUUUGGGACCUGUUUCCAUCCGUGCAGUUGAUGACAUAAAGUUUAAAAGAAUAACUGGCCAGUCAAAAUUUCUGAUAUUACCUGUAAGGAAUGCAUAUCAUACCUUUAUUACUGCUUGUUCCUGGACAAAAGGGCAUUCUGAUGGGACAUUACAUCUAGUCAUAGAUGAUCACGAUCUACUAUCUAAGUUGAAUGUACAAUCUUCUCCUAAGAAGAUUGAAGGGAAGGAUGUUUUGGCAAAUAACAUUGAAGAGUAUCAAGUGCCUGGCAUUGAUGUGGAUCAACGUGAUGAAGCAGGUGGUUCUUCGAGUUCUGGUAAAAACAUAGUUAAUAUAUGUGAAAGUGAAAUGGAAAGAAGGAAGAAAAUCGGACUAGCAAACAAAGGUAGAAUACCAUGGAACAAAGGGAGGACACAUAGUAAAGAGACUCGAGAUCGCAUCAGUAAGAGGACUAUUGAAGCCUUGAGUGACCCCAAGGUCAGGAAAAGAAUGUCUGAAUGUCCCCGUUCUCAUAGUGAUCAGAGCAAGGGAAGGAUAAGCUCUGCACUGAGGAAGAUUUGGGAAAAGCGGUUACAGCAGAAAAAAUUACAAGAGAACUGUUAUUUGAGUUGGGCCAGAAGUAUAGCAGAAGCAGCAAAAGAAGGUUAUCCUGGCCAAGAGAAAUUGGAGUGGGAUAGCUAUGAGAGGAUGAAGUCUACUAUUAUAUCCCAAUACCUUCAGCAAAAAGCUGAGAGGGCAAGGGCCAAGGAAAUUGCGAAACUAAAAGCGGAGAAAGCUGCAAAAAUUAGAGCAGAAAAUGCAGCCAGGCAUGCUCAACUAAGGAAAGAGAGAGAAGAGAAGGCAAAAGUAAGAGAAAUGAAGGCCUUAGCCCGGAAGAAGUCAGAAGAGAUGAAAAUGAAGAUGGCUUUGUCAAAGGGUUUGAAACUCAGGACAAGGUUUAGCAAGGUUCACCACCCUAAAAAGAACUUGGGGACUUCUUCCAGUAUUCAGAGUGGAAUUGAAGUUGAGCAUCAGCCAAUUGUUGACAAUUUGGAUAUAGAUCAUAUUAAAUUAGAGAAUAUGAGACAAAGAAUUUCACUUGCUGACCAAAUUCAAGCUGUGAAGAACAGAAAAGGAGAGUUCAACUCAAGUAAUUUUCUGGAGAACUCAUUUAUCAGUUCUUCUUCAUCAGAAGUGGAAGCUGAAGAUUUUUAGGUUUUCUUGCAAAGCCGCUCGGAAAGCAGUGUAAGAAUACGAGUGAACUGACAACAUAUGCAGACAUGACGCCUUUGGUGUUGAACUUCUCCAAUGCAAGACAGGCAUAGAGGAAGUAAACAAACCUUUCUGCACAUAAGUAAUUAUCACUCAAGACUGAUCCAUGUCCGUUGAAGGAUUAAUCUAGAAGAGGUAUAAUCAGCUGAUCAAUUGCUAUUGUAAUGAAGACAGUUUGUUCAUUUUUGUGUAGUUCCCAGUUGUGGACAUGUUACCAAAUGUAAAGUUCACUGUGGGCCUGAUGUUAAUUUAAUUGUCAGUAGUUACCAUUAUCCACUCACGGCCAGAGAAUGGGUGACCACUGUAACGAGUAAGAGUUUUAUGAAGGCAUUUAGGUGCUAAAUGAUAUCUGUGUUAUGAACUUCCCGGUAGGUUAUAGCACCGCAGAAUAUUGCUUGAAUUAUCAAGAAAAGAAUAUAUUGUUAUAUGUAAUGAAUAGAGCUUGAAUUCCAUUUCAGAUUUA
This is a messenger RNA of Asparagus officinalis (garden asparagus), 1934 nucleotides long. RefSeq lists its product as uncharacterized. The coding region runs from base 146 to 1414 and encodes 422 amino acids. Lineage: Eukaryota; Viridiplantae; Streptophyta; Magnoliopsida; Asparagales; Asparagaceae. The transcript is spliced from 8 exons. The record is from RefSeq and is a predicted model, not a curated record. Gene Ontology annotation, molecular function: DNA binding.